GUAAAUAAACAUUUUCUGUUUGUAUCUUUUUCGAGAGUGAAUGAAAAAUGAAAGUAUGUGUGUGUAUGUGCGUGUGCGUGUAUGUUCGCACGUGCAUGUGAGUACAUGCGUGUAUAUGUUCCUAUAUGUUUAUUUUAUUUUUUCUUAUAACCAGUUCAAGAUCAACAUAAUUACAAAUUGAUAUUUUCUUUCUCAUCACAUUCUUCUUGAAAUAUUUACUUUAUCGCUAUCAUUAUUGUUAUUGUUAUUAUUAUUAUUAUUAUUAUUAUUAUUAUUGUUGUUGUUGUUGUUGUUGUUGUCGUUAUUGUUACUAUUAUUAUAAUUAACAGUAAUUUAUUUUAACAUUUAUAAAGAUAAAGAGUAAUAUUACACCUUGAAUAAAAUCGUUAAGUAGAUUGGAGGUAAUAAUUUUGUCACAACUCUUAUCUUGCAAUUAGUUUUGUAAUAUCCGCUUUUCCUACUACAUUGGCACUUCACUUAUCGUACGUAAAGAAAUAUUCAAUUAUUAAGAACAUAUUUUCGUAUAGAGAAAUCACAAAUCUAUCUUAUUGCAGAAAAGAAGUAAAUUUAUAGAUAAUGUAACUAUACGGUUAUGUACGGUAUGUUAUUUCCUCUUUUUCUUAGUUUUUUCAAACUUGUUUUGUCUUCAUAAUUGUCUUGACGUCAUCGUUGAUGUUUUUACUUUCGUAUCUUCCUCGAUCAUACGAGUCCGGUGCAUUAUACACCGGAAUGUCCGGUGUUGUGUUCGAAUAUCCGACUUUUAUGUUCUAUAUCGUACGGUGACUUAUUAAAAAUUUCAUUAAUGAUCGUUAAUAUGCCUAUAAACACACAAGUUAUAUCGUUAAAUAUUAUAUUUCUCCAGUUAGAUAUUAUAAUUCAAGUAUAUGUAUUGUUUCGCUAAUUUUAUCUACGAUUAAAGAAAAAGUUGAUAAUCGCAUAUGAUUAUAUCGAUUGUUAGUUGAAAGUCAUGAUACGAAAACCGAUGAUAAGAUAUGUAAUGAUGGAUAUGUAUUUUAAAAAUUAGCAAAUCGAGAAAAAGUACCGAUAACAAUGUUUGUUUAUUGGUCAACGUAAUUUCCGUCCUACGAACAUGUCUUUUCAUCAUAUUUUUUAUUUGUUUCUUUUUUUUUCUCCGUGUUAACACUUGAUGGAUCGUACAAAAUUCAUUAAAUUUAAUGCGAUAAUAUUUGAAGUGAAUUAUUAAUUUUUUCAGAAGAUGAAUGAAUUGAUAAUAUUUGAACAAUUUUAAUCGAUAUGAAGAUUGCGAAAAAAGAAAGAAAAUAUUAAAAGUGAUUUAUUGAAACGGUGUCACCUGCGCUCGAACGACAAAAUCAAUAAUAAUAGGGCAAGUUUGUAAUAAAUUAACGUGGAGUUAAUAUUGACUGAUUGACCCAACUAGCACGACCUCCGGGCACUUCUGUAUAUACUAUAAUCUGCCAUUUCUUCGUGUGAACCUCAGCGCCAUAGGUUAGGGAGGUUAAUUAGUUGGAACUGUCUGUCAUUUAUGACUGCUACGAUGAUUAAAGAUUUAAUGCUCACUCUCUUUGAUAUUAUAGAAUAAUUUUGACAUAUGAAUCGUUCGAAAAAUAUAUAUAUGAUUUUUAAUUACACAUGUUAAAUAUACACAGGACACAUACAUCAAAGUUUUAUCUUAGAAAAAAUCGAUUUUUUGUUAUACAAAAAAAUGACGUAAUAAUAUUGAUAAGAAAUACGCGAACGAUAAAUAUUGAAACGAAAAUUAAUUUGAAUGAAAAAUUCGUUGAAGAAAUAGUAUUUUGUAAAUUGUAAGAAAAUAGAACUAAAAUUGGCGCCUUUCGUUAUGAAAUUGCAGAGAAGAUACGUGCUGCGCUCUUUAAUCUGCGCAGACGUCUUAUUUCUCUUUUGAGGUUACGAGAAUCAAUAGUAUUGUACAAUAUCUUUGACUAAUAAUUAUUAAAGAAAGUAGAUAAUUAUUAAAGAUGGUUUUAUAUAUAAAAGGAUUAUUAUCACCUCGCAAAUUUAUAUUCUUAUUUUUCCGGUGUUCUUUAUGUCGCCAAGCUAUGUUAAAUAAAUUUUGGAGUUAUGAAGUCUUACAAAAAUACUUUCACACAAAAACAGAGCCACCUCAUGUACAACUGUUUUCCCAACCAAAAUGUCAAAUGUACGUGGCUACGUGGUAUUUGCUUUAUCGUUGGUUGAUCUUCGUCGCCUGGAUCAGUAUUAUCAUCUGCUCUAUUUUCGAAUUUGGAAGUUAUGAACCUCUCUUCAAAUGGCAAAAAUGGUCAAUUUAUUUGACGAAUUGGGAUUUGCUAUUAGGAGUAACACAAGCAUUUCUAGGAGCCUUAAUAGUUUCUAAAAGAUGGAGACAACAAAAGGAUGCAGCUUUCAAUCCUUAUGAUAUGAAAUUAACGAUGCUAGAAAAGUCCUAUUGGGUUUUCUAUACUGUGACAUCUACUUUAGCUGUGGGUGUGACUAUUACUUAUUGGACUGCAGUAUACAAUCCUAAGAUUCAUCAUAUAGAUCCAUUAAAUAUCUUAUUACAUAUUUGUAACAGUAUUUUAAUGUUCUUAGAUCUAUCUAUCACAAGUGUUCCAUUAUAUAUGAAGAAUGUUUGGUGGUGCCUUAUCAUAAUAUUAUUUUAUAUAAUAUUUUCCGUAAUAUAUUAUGCAGCAGGUGGCCUGGAUAAAAAUGGAUAUCAUUAUAUCUACAAAAUUCUUGAUUGGGAAAAGCCAGGUCAAACGUUAUUGAUAUGUAUAGGUGGUAUGGUGUUUGUUAUAUUAAUGCAUUUCGUACUAUGUCUUCUUGGUAAUGCCAAAGACUGCUUGUAUGUUAGAAUUACUAAAAAACUUCACGACAUUCCUUCAACGACAAAAAUCGAUUUCACUGUAACAAAAAAAGAAGCAGAAAUUGUUUGAUUAAUCAGAUAUUUGAAGUAAGUUAAUGUAUUGAUAUUUAAAUGCACAUACUUGAGAAGUGUUGAAGCAUUCCUACUAUCAGUUUAUUCCAAUAGUUUUCAUCUGAUAUGAAAAUUUGAAUUAAGUAUUAUAGUACAUUAUAAAUUUAUCUUGCUAUUGAUAUCUUAAAACUAAGUUUUGUUUAUAACAGUCUCAAUAUUUCACAAUGAUAUUAGAAUAAUGUGUAAGAUCAGUUCCAACAUGUAUGUUUAUUUAUAUGGAUCUUUUUUCUUUUAUCAGCAAUCAAUAUUGUCUUAUAAUGGCAUUAUCAGGCGAAUUUGAAAACUAUAUCUAUUAUCAUACAACUCAUUCAUACUUCCUUUCAUUUAUCUAUUCAUCAAUGCAUCAUUUCAUAACAUUAUUGCAAAAAUGAUUUUGCAUACCUCGCUUUAUAAUAAAUUUUAGAAUAGUUAUUUUUCAAAUAUUACAUAAAAACAUGUACUUUGUACGUGCAUAAAAAAGUUCCUUGACUUCGUAGAAAAGUAUUCAUUAUUAUAAUCAAAUAAGUGAUUGUAACAUUAAUAUUUAAUCUUAAUUUUUGUAUACAUUUAUUCAACGAACAUCUAACCAUUGUCAAAAAAAAUUUCAUAUAGAAAAAUAAAAUAAGAAGUAGACUAUAAUUUUUAUGAAAAAAUAUCAACAAUUUAUUAAUAAAAUAACGAUGUGUAAAGCAAUUAUGGACUGUUAUACAAAUAAAUCGUGGGCUCAAAACGGCCCUCAAUCACA
Molecule: messenger RNA, 3659 nt
Organism: Vespula vulgaris
Lineage: Eukaryota; Metazoa; Arthropoda; Insecta; Hymenoptera; Vespidae
Product: protein rolling stone-like
Exons: 2
Coding region: 1959-2894 (311 amino acids)
Cellular component (GO): membrane
Source: RefSeq, a predicted model, not a curated record